Molecule: messenger RNA, 889 nt
Organism: Aspergillus sclerotioniger CBS 115572
Lineage: Eukaryota; Fungi; Ascomycota; Eurotiomycetes; Eurotiales; Aspergillaceae
Product: 60S ribosomal protein uL5
Exons: 4
Coding region: 77-604 (175 amino acids)
Biological process (GO): translation
Cellular component (GO): ribosome; cytosolic large ribosomal subunit
Molecular function (GO): structural constituent of ribosome; RNA binding
Source: RefSeq, a predicted model, not a curated record
UUCCCUUUUACACACUUUUCGAUCCUGACUUUCUUCUUUUCAACCAGUCGACCAAUUCACGCCAAAAGCAGUCGCCAUGUCGGAAGCUAAGGACAAGACCGCCAACCCUAUGCGCGAGCUGCGCAUCCAGAAGCUCGUGCUCAACAUCUCCGUCGGCGAGUCUGGUGACAGACUUACCCGCGCUGCCAAGGUGCUCGAGCAGCUGAGCGGUCAGACUCCGGUCUACAGCAAGGCCCGUUACACCGUCCGUACCUUCGGUAUCCGUCGUAACGAGAAGAUCUCCGUCCACGUUACCGUCCGUGGCCCCAAGGCUGAGGAGAUCCUCGAGCGUGGUCUCAAGGUCAAGGAGUACGAGCUGCGCAAGCGCAACUUCUCCGAGACCGGUAACUUCGGUUUCGGUAUCUCCGAGCACAUCGAUCUCGGUAUCAAGUACGACCCCGGUAUCGGUAUCUACGGCAUGGACUUCUACUGCUGCAUGACCCGCCCCGGUGAGCGUGUCGCUAAGCGCCGCCGCUGCAAGGCCAGAAUCGGCUCCCAGCACCGUAUCAACCAGAACGAGACUGUCAAGUGGUUCAAGAACCGCUUCGACGGUAUUGUCCGGUAAAUGCCUCAUUCACGGGGUCUUCAGGAGUGAAAGCUCCGGGGUUGUGUUUAUGAUGAAGCGAUCAAAAAUGGUCAGAAAAGAGGCAGGCGUUUUUGAAAAUCAUUGUCGCUCUGCUCUGCAAUAUGGCUUUUCUACCACGGCAUGAUGUUAGGCGUGUUAGAGAUAUCAAAUUCCCAAAUUUUUCAUACGCAUCCACUUUUCACAAUGAAGGCUUCACAAAGGGUGAUGAUUUCCGCAUAACCAUUGAUGAAAAGUAUCCCAUGAUGCAUUUGCUCUGCUUGCCGC